CUAGGAGAAAGGAAGAUUAGUAAAUACAGUGGACAUAGAAAUAGAUGGGAAUAUAACAGGGACUGGGACGCCCACACAAGGACACGAGCAUUCAUUUCCUCAAACACUGUCUAAGCUAUCAGUUUUCCUUUGCUGCAUCACGGUUCUUUGCUCCUCCUCCCCACUCCGAAAACAGCGGGGAAGGGGAAGGGGAGGUGUACUUGUAUGUGGAAAGAGACUGGGGUUGUGGUGGUGGUGGGGAUCAUCAAAAAGAAGUCCUGUAAAUCUCUCUUGUGAUGCAGAUCUGAGCUGCCUGCAGAUUUCCCCCCCUAUCAACAAGAUCAAAAAAGCAAAGGGGAUGCAGAAGUGUAAGUGAUUGCUGAAGGAUCAGAUGAACAUUACUUCAUUCUGAUAAAUAUCACAAGUUCAGAAACCCUGAAAAUUUCAGCCUUCACUGACAGUGGAAAAGUGGAAUUACUUUUUUAAAUAAUAUCUCACCCAAGACCUAGCUUCAAAUUCUAGGUGAUCAUUUUGCUCUGGAAGAAAUGGUUUAUCAGAAGAUUAAGAUGAUACAUGUUUUCAUUAUUAUUCUUGUGGUUUCUUGUUUAUGUUUGAUCAUAUCUAAAAUGAGCUCAACAGAAAUCUGCAUCUUUUGCAUAAGAAAAGAAGGCACAAUAGUUUUCAAGAAACAUGGUGGGAACUUUCUUCAGCUUCCAGAUAUAGACUGCAGAAAGAAUCCUCCAUUUUUAGUUGUGAUGGUGACUUCAUCCCACAAUCAGAUUAAAGCACGGAUGGCUAUCCGUGAAACUUGGGGAAGUGAAAGAAAUGUAAAAGGUAAACGUAUAAUAACAUACUUUCUGCUAGGAAUCACAAAUUCAAAGGAUGAUGGUGCAGUGACACAAGAAAGCCAGAAAUACAGAGAUAUUAUCCAGAAAGACUUUUUAGAUGUAUAUUUCAAUUUGACUCUUAAAACAAUGAUGGGGAUAGAAUGGAUUCAUCAUUUUUGUCCUCAAUCUGACUUUGUGAUGAAGACUGAUUCUGAUAUGUUUGUAAAUGUCUACUAUCUAACUGAACUCCUUCUUAGAAAAAACAGAACAACCAGGUUUUUUACUGGUUUUUUAAAGAAGAAUGAAUUUCCAAUUAGAAAGAUAUUUAAUAAGUGGUAUGUAAGCAAAUAUGAAUACCCAUGGAAAAAAUACCCACCUUUUUGUUCUGGAACAGGUUAUGUUUUUUCUAGUGAUGUUGCAAGUGAGGUUUAUAAUGUUUCGGAAAAAAUUCCUUUUAUUAAAUUGGAGGAUGUUUUCAUAGGACUCUGCCUUGCAGAACUAAAGAUUGGUCUAGAAGAACUGCACUCAGAACAGACGUUUUUCCCAGAUGGCCUUAAGUUUUCUACUUGUCGCUUUAAGAAAAUUGUGACCUGUCAUUUUGUCAAGCCAGAGGAACUGCUGAUAUAUUGGAAAGCUUUGGAGAGGUCUUUGGAUGAAAAGUGUCCAGCUGUUUGAAAUGAGAGAAUUGACACCAGGACAAAUAUUAAAAAUUCUGUGGUGAUAUUUUUGAAGAAGUACAUUUUUGAAUGAGAUUGUGGAGAAUCACAUCCUAUCAGCAUUAGGGAGGGAAUGGAGGACAGAGUAAUGUUUCUCAGUGUUCCAAACACAAGACUAAAAUUAAAAAACCCAAAUUGUAAUCCUGGAAUGAUUUAUCCAUUCAAAUUUGGAGCCCCUGCAAAAUGAAAAUAACCAAGUAACAGCUUAUUAACAUCUAUAAUCAUUCUUCCUACCUCCAAGCCAUCUAGCAUCUCUUUAUGUUUAUAAUAUAACUGAUUAACAAAGAUAUCACCAGUACAGAUGUCCCCAACUCCCUGGUUUCAUUAAGAUCUAGCUAGGCAAUUAAGGAAGCCUUUUGUUCUCUGCUUAGUAUUUGUGCUUCAUUGAGAUGAAUCAUAGCAUCUCAAUUUGCUUUAGACAACAUCCAGUUUUAAACUGGAGCUGGAACUUAUUUGGACCUUAUUUUCAAAGUCCCAGAUGAUAAAACAUUGAGUAUGUAGAACAUUCUGUUGCACUAGUGAUUCUUAUUAGAGCUUGAGUUUGUUGCUGAUGUAUUAUGCCUUGAAAUUUAAUUCUAAAUGUCAUUUAGCACAGAAGAACCACUACUGGGAGUACAAGGGUGAAGGUAUGCAUCCCUCUCUAUAUCCAGCUAUAUAAAUCAGUGGUGGAACCUCCGAAUGAGAGAAUCAGAAUUUCCAUUGUUUCACUAAUUGCUGGCUAAAAACCUCUACCACAUCAUCUGUCUAAUAACACCAAUUUUAAUGAAAGUCUUGACUUGUAUUUGAGUCUUUUCAUUUAGAUAUGUUGCAGAGAGUUUUUUUUUUCCUACAAAGAUUAACAGAAUAAUUAGACAGAAUUUAGUAAAUUGACCAAGAAUAUUAGUAUAGCCAUUUGGGAGAUUAAUAUUAUAACACACCAGAAAAUAAAUCAAUCAUGCAAUUCUGAAAAAAUUUCUCCUUAGCAUAUUUGGUAUCAUGAGUUCCUGCUGCCUUGGGGAUGCUACAGCUUCUUCUUCUUCUUCUUCUUCUUUUUUUUUUUACAAAGGUUCCCAAAGACUUUUGGAUCUUUUGAAACUUAAAAAGUUCCAGUCCUGGAUAGAGUUACCAUGGGAUAGCUCUUUAUCUAAGAUAAGGAAGAAACAAACAAAAAGAAUAUGUUGUGCUCAUGGCUGCAAGGAAGCUGGGUGGGAGAUAGGGCUCUUGGCUUUUAUGAUGCAGCUCUAGGUAUUAUACAUACUUUAUGGCUGGAAAGAAAGAGGAAAUCAAAGGUCCCAGUAGCUUGCUUUUUAUAUCUUAAAUCAUCAGUUUAGGAGAUUAUAAUCAUACAGUACAAAUUCUGCGUGAUCAGAAGUAUGCCCCACUUAAGUUUCCAUGUGGUGGGUUGGAACUGGAUAGUGAAUACUUGCUGUACAUGCUUCAGGGAAUGGCUUCUUUUGGCCAGUUUACCAAUAUUAUAUUUAGGUAGAAUGAGAUGAGCUACAAUAUUUCUAAAUUUUCACUUUUUAAAAGAACCUAGGGUACAAAUAUUAAGGUAUAAGCAUAUUCAUUGCAGGAUUCUUAGUGCAUGGAUUAAAUAUUUGCUAAGAUAAUAUUCCUUUAUUGAACAUCCACUAUGUGCCAACCAGGUUCUAAGAGUUUCAGAGACUCAGCUUUCUGGGCUGGUCUAGCCAGGUAGAUAAGAAACUUGUGAACUUUUAGUUUUUGAAUUUUCUCUUUUCAUUUUUUUGAAUCGAGGUCUGAAUGUAUCUUUAAUCUCAGGGAUAUGAUGAAAAUGAGGCAAUAUUUUUGCAAAGGGCUUCAAAUUUUUUGCAAGUAUACCUUAUAUAAUGCAAAUUAGUAAUUUGUUACUAGUUUGUUACUAUUUUUAGUUUGUUACUCUUGGUUUGUUAGUAUUACUUUAUAAUAAUCACUGAAGUUUGGUAACAGUAUCUCAGAAGUGUAGAGCACUAAAUAGUACUGUUCUUGUGAAUCUUGUUUGAAAUAAAAUGAAAGUCUUUUUUCCUGAACAUGAAAUACUCUUAUACUUGAUGCAAAAUGGUCAUGACAGUUCAGAUGAAGAUUUCAACAAUUCUAAUUUACAAAGCUAACAUAUUCUUUUGAAUAAACUUGUAAAAACUUUCCUUAUUUUGAAACUGCAGUGUACAUUUUGUUUAAUUAAAGAAAUAUUGUGUUUGUUAUGUAGAAGACAUUACACUUGGCAUUAAAUAAACAAAAAGGAAAAAGAUAUAGUCCCUGCCUUUGAGGAGCUUACAAUAAAACUGGGAAGAUUGGGGGGAGCAGAGAAGAGAAAUAAGUUAUGAACAAAAAUAAUUAUAAUACAAGCUAGAAUAUAGUAUGAGAAAGGAGAUGUCAAUACAAAAUUCAAAGAGAAAUCUGAGGAGGUAGAGAUAACUUUUGAUUGGGUGGAAUGCAGGGAAAUUAUCUUGGAGGAAAUGGCAUUGAAAUAUGAGAAGUAUUUCACCAGGUAAAACUGAGGAAAGAGUUUAUGGAAGAUAACUUCCUAUGAGGGAUUUUUAAAUUUACAUAAAUAUGUAAACAUGAUAAAGAAAUAAUUCAACUUGGAUGGGAUGUACUAUUAAAUAUAUGAAAUUAGAGAUGAGUCCAGUUUGGGAAAAGUUGGUAGAAUAAUUUUAUACUAUGUUGCAGGUUUAAAUGUUUAUGAUUCUAUUUAUUUUUUGACUAGCAUUCACAAUUGAAUCAGCUCUAUGAUCAUUGAGUGUGAAAUGUGGUAUGAACAUACCAUGAAUCAUCAUUAGUAAGAAUGUGCAUUGUCACUGGUAGGGAUGGGUUUUCAAUGAUUUAUCCAUGUUCUUGGGUGGAUUUCUGGCCCUGUCUUCAUAUAUACUGGUUCCUGCCUCCUAACUAAUCUUAUGUACUCCUUAAAGCACACAACCUCCAGCCUAGGCUCACGAUUGUCAGAGAAUAAAUCCCAAAUUAUAUUUACCAUCUCUUACUUUUUGUUUAGAUCUUCCAUGAUGAUGGCUAUAUUACCUCCUGGCUUUUUAAAGGUUUCACAGACCUCAUAAGCGACAUGUCAGGCUUCUCCUCAUGCUUACCACAAGUACUUGCCGCAAAGUACUUCCCUCUUAUACCUAUUCUCCUAGGACAUAGCAAUACUACCUGCUUGGAGAUCAGUCAAUUAAGUUCUAUACCUAGACUUUGAGGAAUCUCCUAGAACAUUCUAAUCACAUGCUUUCAUUAGCAAACAUCUCCUUACUUACUGAUACUUCAUUUGGAUUCAUUUCCUAAUAGUUCACUACUAUCCCUUCUUAGUCACCCCAUCCCACUAAUACUGUAUCAUCAAAUAUUAAAGAAUAAACUUCCCUCCCUAAUUCUUACUGCCUACCUCCUCUUUUAAAACCCACAAAUGUCCAGAUCUUCCUGCCCCUUCCAUAGUUUACUCAGGAAAUCCAUAAAUGACAAGCUCCCUUUCAUGUUAAACCUCUUCCACUCUUAAUCCUUUCAUCUAUUAGUGGACAUUAAGACCUAAUUCUUCCAGAUUAUAUUGAAUCCAUGGACAUGCAUUCAGUACUUGUUUUACUUUCUUUCUCCACCAUAAAUGCCCUAUAAAGUUAAUAGUAUUGACCAACUUUUCCUCAGAUAUUUGGAUUUCAGGAACUCCUGGCUUUCCUCAAUAGGUCUGACUAUUCAUUUUAGUUUCUUUUAGUUGAUCUUCAUCCAUAUUAUGCACAUUGUGAGUAUAAUCUCAAACUGUGUCCUUGAACACCAUUUCUUUUCUAUUAUUUUUUACUUGAUUACCUUAACAGCUUUCAUGGGUUCAAUUAUUAUCUCUCUAUAUAGUAUUCUGAGGUUUACAUCUCAAUUCCUGGUCUCUAUCUUCAGUUCUAGUCCUACAUCAUUAGCCACCUCACAGACUUUUCAGUUUGGAUAUACCAUAGAUCUAUCAAACUCAAUAACAUGUCCAAAACGUAAUUCAUCAUCAUACUUUCAUCACCUUAGUUCAGGCACUCAAAACUUCUUGUUUGUAGUACUGAAAUAGCCUUCUUAUUUGAUUUAUUGCCUCAACUAUCUUCCAACUUUAACUAAUCCUCUGCCCAGGUGCCAAAUAAAAUUUCCUAAAACAUAUUUUAAUCAUGUCAAUGUUCCCUUUCUUCUAUCUCAUUCAGUAAACGCUAAUGGAUCCUUAAUACUUCCAGGAUCAAAUAUAAAGUCUUCUAGUAUCCAAAACUCUUCACAUCCUGGUCUUUUUCUGCCUUUUAAUCACUGUACCCACCCCAUCUAGUUUCACGGACUCUAAGAUGUAGCCACAUGUCUUGUGUUAUUCUUUAUAAAACAUCACUGUUCUCAUUUCCUUAUGCUCACUAUAACUCAUUCCUAGAAUAAUCUACUUAUUUCUGCCUUUUAAAAUCUUUAUCCUCCUUCAAGAUUGUUUGAGUGUUAUAUUUUGCAUGGAAAAUUUCCUAUUCAUAAAGUCUUACUCUCUAAAUUCAUCCUUUAUUUUAAAAUGCAUUUAUUUUGUUUAACUUGAAAAUACUUUUAAAGGUUCAUGUUGUUUCCCCCAUUAGAAUGUAAGCUUCUUGAGGCAGGGACUUUUUCACUUCUUGUUUGUAAUCCCUGUAUUUAACACAAUGCCUUGUACAUGGUAUAUGUUCUUAAUAAAUAUUGAUUGAUUGAUUAUUUCUUCUACUGUUUAUUAAUGUUUACAUAUAGGCAGCAGACCAGAAUAUGAAUGCUCUGUAUAACUAUGAAAUAAAGUGGAGUUAGCUAGUCUUGUCAAGGAAUUAGAUUUGUGGCAAUAGCACCAGCAAUUAGAAAUGUGUGUAUUCAUUAGUCAGCUGAGCUAAUUAGCCACAAGGACCACAUAAGUAGAGAUGUACCACACUUUAUAGAACACAUAUGUUCUUUAAAAGUUUUCUAUGAAUCAAAUCAUUUUUUCCUUUUGUUUUUUCAUAAUUGGAGAUGGAGAAAAUAUUUCAAAUUGUAAUGGAAUUUCAGAACUAGAAGAUAUCUAGGAGAAUCUAGUUUAAUUCCUUACAUGGUGAGAGUUAAACUCAGACAAAGUCAUACUGAUAGUGGCAGAGCUAGGAUUAGAAUGUGUUUGUGUCUCUAACAGCAGGAAUAUUUAAAAAUCGUGUAUUCAGAGAAAAGUAAUAAUUUUCAUGUAUUCAAAAUAAGUCACAACAUAUGGCCACUUUAGUUAAUUACAUAUAUAUUUAAAUACAUAUAUUUAAAUUAAGACUAAUUUUCCAAUAAAUAAAUAGUCAAAGUACGAAACGUAUUCUUCAAAAAAAGAAUUACAAACACAUGAAAAAGUUAAAAAUUAUGAAUAACCAGACAAAUACAGAUUAAAAUAACCUUAAUAUUCUGUCUCAUAGUCAAAGUAACAAACACGGGGAAAAAAACAUUGUUGGGAGAGAAGACGAAUAUGUUGUUGGAACUGUCAAAGGCUCAAUCAGUCUAGAAAACAAUUUGGAAUUAUGCAAGGAAAGUUAUUAAAUUAUUUAUACCACUUAACUUAUUUCGGGGGCCAUAUCCCCCAAAAGUUAUUGACUAUAAGGAAGGACAUACAUUAAAAACCAAACAACUUCAUAACAUCAUUAUUUGUAUAGUCUUUCAGAAUCUGACCUUAUGUUAGAAUAAAAAUAGAUAUGGGAUAUGCUUUCCUUGGGAAUCUACUGAUUGCUGGGGUUAUAGGGAUUCUUACGUUAUAGGUAAAAAGCCAAAUUCUCCUAAGUCUUCUACGAUUCUUUCUUUGCAUGAUUGAGGUUCAAGCUAGUUUAUAAAAGGAAUGCUAUAAUUUAUCCAUGUGUCCCUGUACCAUAAGCAUCUUGAAAAUUCAGAUAAAUUUCCUUUGGAACCUCAUGCAAAAGGACACUUGAUAUUCCCCCAAAUGGAUCCCUGAAAUUUGUAAGUGCCAUCUAAAUGGUGUUUCUAACUUAUUCUUCCCUAGAAGUAGCAGGUUAACUUAAAGAAAAUGCACUCCAUGUAAAGCCCUUAAAUAUCCAUGAAGCAUCUCUUCCCAAAGAUCAAGCAUUUGAAGUUAAUUACUUGUGAUUUCUAGGUCAUCAGGCAAACUUUUUCCUGUGGAUAUACAGUCUGUAAAGAUCUCAGAUAAGCUCUCUCAACUCAUGCCAUCAUUAAGUCAAGCAUUUAGGAUUUCAUAAAAAGAAAAGAAAGAAAUUAACUUUUUACCAAUUAUUAUAAUAUGAUUUGGUUUUGCUUCAGUUUCCUCAAUUGUAUGGGGCCAAUUCUGGGAUGAAUAAUUAGGAACUAACCAACAAUUUUCUGCUGUAAAACAAAAAUUAAUUGCUAAUUUUCUUUUAAAUUAUUUAAAGCUAUGGGCAUUAAGCCUACUUAGAGAUUAACACUUUGUGGUCAGAACCCACUGAUUAUUGAUUUAACCUGCCUGGUGAGACACUUGGAAAAGAAUUCUAUUGCAACUGUCCUUUAUACUAUUGUGCUUUCUUCAAUCAGGAUCAGAGGAAACUGGCUCUUCCUAUGAAAAAUUACUGAGCUCUUCAUGAAAUGCUCCCUUCUGCCCAAUAAAGGGAAAAUUUGUGGCUAAAUUUUAAAAGGGGAACACAGUCCACAAAACAUUAUUGACAUCCAUGCAUUAUUAAGUAUGAAAAAAUAUUCAAAGCAGUGGUAGUGAGAUAACCACCAAAGCAGUUCUCAGAGAUACUUCCCCAACUUUUGGGAUAAUUGAUAAAUUAUGCUCUAUUACAUACACAGAGAAUAAUAAUAAAAAUUAUACUUACCUUCCAGGGUUAUU
Messenger RNA from Sarcophilus harrisii (Tasmanian devil), 8255 nucleotides. RefSeq names its product beta-1,3-galactosyltransferase 5 (gene B3GALT5). The record is from RefSeq and is a predicted model, not a curated record. Gene Ontology annotation, cellular component: membrane. NCBI's taxonomy places the organism in Eukaryota, Metazoa, Chordata, Mammalia, Dasyuromorphia, Dasyuridae. The transcript is spliced from 3 exons. Bases 525 to 1481 code for a protein of 318 amino acids. Gene Ontology annotation, molecular function: N-acetyl-beta-D-glucosaminide beta-(1,3)-galactosyltransferase activity.